Messenger RNA from Melospiza georgiana, 4575 nucleotides. RefSeq names its product filamin A interacting protein 1 (gene FILIP1). The record is from RefSeq and is a predicted model, not a curated record. The transcript has 7 exons. Bases 333 to 3863 code for a protein of 1176 amino acids. NCBI's taxonomy places the organism in Eukaryota, Metazoa, Chordata, Aves, Passeriformes, Passerellidae.
UACAAUCUGAGAACUAAACUGCCAAAGCCUAACACCACCUAGCAACAGUUGAAAAAACUUUUAAACAAAAGUCUGGGUGAGACACAGACAGAGUAUACCUCCUGCUUCUCCUGCCUGGGAUUUCUGCGAGAAGCAGCUCCGGUCUUCUGCUCUCUACCUUGUUUCCUUCGUUACUUCAACUGCUGGUAGACCCAGAAAAGUGGGAAAAGUUUCUGUCUUUGUGAUCUCCUGAGCUGGAUCAUUCUACUCCUGUGGCAGUGCUGUGGGACAGGCUACUGUGAUCUUGCAGUGUAAAGGAUAUAUUCCCAGGUCCGUGUUGCUCACAGGCAGGGAUGAGGUCCCGAAACCAAGGUGGAGAAAGCUCGUCUAACGGGCACUUCUCCAGUUCCAAGCCUGUCAUCAGCCACACAGAGAAUGAAAAACUUCAGGAGGAUGCCAAGAAAAAGAACAAACCUCAUCGGAAGGAAGAUGAGGUCAUGGUUUCAGCAACUGUCAAACGGCACUCAAAAUCACCCGGUCCUAGCGAGAGAAAGAACAAGAAGUCCAUAGAGCUUUCUAAAGAAGACUUGAUAAAACUACUCAGUAUAAUGGAAGGAGAAUUGCAGGCAAGGGAGGAUGUGAUCCACAUGCUGAAGACAGAGAAAACCAAACCCGAAGUUUUAGAAGCUCAUUAUGGGUCUGCAACUCCAGAGCACGUGCUUCGAGUGCUGCACAGGGAUGCCAUCCUCGCCCAAGAAAAGUCUGUAGGGGAAGACGUCUACGAGAAACCAAUUUCAGAGCUGGACAGACUUGAAGAAAAGCAGAAGGAGACGUACCGGCGCAUGCUGGAGCAGCUCCUGCUGGCAGAGAAGUGCCAUCGUCGCACCGUCUACGAGCUGGAGAACGAGAAACACAAGCACACAGAUUACAUGAACAAGAGCGAUGACUUCACCAACCUCUUGGAACAGGAGCGGGAGAGGUUGAAGAAACUUCUUGAGCAGGAGAAGAUCUAUCAAGCUCGGAAGGAGAAGGAGCAUACAAAGAGAAUCAAUAAACUAAGAGAAGAACUAGUCAAGCUCAAAUCAUUUGCACUCAUGCUGGUGGAUGAAAGACAAAUGCAUAUUGAACAGCUUGGUCAACAAAGCCAGAAAAUACAGGACUUAACCCAAAAACUAAAGGAAGAAGAAGAAAAGCUUAAAAUUAUUACUGCAAAAACAAAAGAAGAUGGACAAAAACUGAUGAAAUUAGAGGCAGAACUUGAACACAAAACAUCAUCGUUUUGUCAAGAACAUGAGGAGAUGACUGCUAAACUGGCUAAUCAAGAGUCACAUAAUAGACAGCUAAGGCUCAAGCUAGUGGGGUUGACUCGCAGAAUAGAGGAGCUAGAAGAAACUAACAAAAAUCUUCAAAAAACUGAGGAGGAACUUCAAGAAUUAAGAGAUAAAAUAGCGAAAGGGGAAUGUGGGAACUCUAGCUUAAUGGCAGAAGUGGAAAACCUCCGCAAGCGCGUGCUUGAAAUGGAGGGGAAAGAUGAAGAGAUCACAAAAACCGAAUCCCAGUGCAAAGAGCUGAAAAACAAACUGCAGGAGGAAGAGCAUCAUAGCAAAGAGUUGAAACUUGAAGUGGAAAAACUGCAGAAAAGAAUGUCAGAAUUAGAGAAGCUGGAAGAGGCUUUCAGUAAAAGUAAGUCGGAAUGCACUCAGCUACACUUAAACUUGGAGAGAGAAAAAAAUUUGACUAAGGAUUUGAUAAAUGAGUUGGAAGUGGUGAAGACUCGAGUGAAGGACCUUGAGACAUCUGAAAGCAAAUUGGAAAAGGCUGAAAUAAGCUUAAAAGAUGACCUUACAAAGCUGAAGUCAUUUACUGUAAUGUUGGUUGAUGAGCGAAAAAAUAUGAUGGAAAAAAUAAAACAGGAGGAAAAAAAGGUUGAGGGCCUAAACAAGAAUUUUAAAGUUGAACAAGGGAAAGUUAUGGAUGUAACAGAGAAAUUGAUAGAAGAAAGUAAGAAAUUUUUGAAACUGAAAUCUGAAAUGGAGGAAAAAGUAUCUAGUUUGACAAAGGAAAGGGAUGAGUUAAUUGGCAAACUGAGAAGUGAAGAAGAAAAAUCAUCUGAAUUAAGCUGUAGAGUUGACCUGUUAAAGAAAAGAAUUGAUGGUAUGGAGGAAGUAGAAAGAGAAAUUACAAGAGGUCGAACUAGGAAAGGAGCAGAGCAUGUUUGUCAUGAGGACAACAAGAUUAAGGAACUUACUAUUGAAAUCGAAAGAUUGAAAAAACGUCUCAAACAACUGGAAGUGGUUGAAGGAGAUUUGAUGAAGACUGAAGAUGAGUAUGAUCAGCUAGAGCAGAAAUUUAGGACUGAGCAGGAUAAAGCUAAUUUUCUUUCUCAACAGUUGGAGGAGAUGAAACUCCAGAUUGCCAAAACGAAAGCAAUAGAAAAAGGUGAGGUGGUGAGCCAGGAGGCAGAGCUGAGGCACAGGUUUCGUCUGGAAGAGGCCAAAAGCAGAGAUUUGAAAGCAGAAGUUCAAGCACUUAAGGAAAAAAUCCAUGAGCUCAUGAACAAAGAAGACCAGCUUUCUCAGCUCCAAGUCGAUUAUUCAGUUCUACAGCAAAGGUUUAUGGAAGAGGAAAACAAAAACAAGAGCAUGGGGCAGGAAGUUUUGAACCUGACAAGAGAGCUGGAGCUUUCUAAGCGUUACAGCCGUGCUCUGAGGCCCAGCAUGAACGGGAGAAGAAUGGUCGAUGUUCCCCUGACGUCCACCGGCGUGCAGACAGAUGCUCUCAGCAAUGAAGCAGCAGAAGAAGAAACUCCAGCAGUGUUUAUAAGGAAAUCCUUCCAGGAGGAGAAUCAUAUCAUGAGCAAUCUGCGGCAGGUGGGUCUGAAAAAACCCAUGGAGCGUUCUUCAGUGCUUGAGAGAUAUCCUCCAGCAGCAAAUGAGCUUGCUAUGAGGAAAUCCUGGAUACCAUGGAUGAAAAAGAGGGAAACUGGGGCUCAGACAACUCCUGAUAAAGGAGCCCGAAGCCACAGUAGUCCAGCACAUCCUGGGGAGGUUGUUCUUUCACCAAAGCAGGGUCAACCUCUUCAUAUUCGGGUGACACCAGACCAUGAGAACAGUACAGCAACUUUGGAGAUAACCAGUCCAUCCGCAGAGGAAUUUUUUUCAAGUACCACUGUCAUUCCUACUUUGGGAAAUCAGAAGCCACGAAUAACCAUCAUUCCCUCUCCCAAUGUUAUGCCACAAAAAGGAAAAGGCAGUGAAAGUCCCAUGGGCCCAGAUCGUUCCAUGUCUCCAGUCACUAUAACAACAUUCUCCAGGGAAAAGUCCCCAGAGGGAGGGAGAGCACCCUUCGCUGACAGACCCGCAUCGCCAAUUCAGAUCAUGACGGUGUCGACAUCUGCGGCGCCGGCUGAAAUCUCCGUCUCUCCGCAGUCACAGGACAUGACCAUGGGCAGGGCUGUCUUCAAAGUCACGCCAGAAAAGCAAACCGUCCCGACUCCAAUCCGCAAGUACAACGCCAAUGCCAACAUUAUCACAACAGAGGACAACAAAAUCCACAUCCACUUGGGCUCCCAGUUUAAGCGUUCUCCCGGUGCCGUGCCUGACGGCGCGAGCCCUGUGAUAACAGUCCGGCCGGUGAACAUCGCGGCAGAGAAGGAGGUGGUGACUGGUACUGUCCUUCGAUCGCCUCGGAACAACCUGUCCCCACGACCUGCAGCCAGCAAGGUGACAAGCACUAUCACCAUCACACCUGUUACAACAUCUUCCACACGAGGAACACAAUCAGUGACAGGACAGGAUGGGUCAUCCCCGAGACCUACACCCACCCGCAUUCCUGUGUCAAAAGAGAGUGUCAUCAUUCACCAGUCACGCGUGAACUCUAGAUGAGUUACCGCCCUAGAGCUCUCUGUGUGCACUGCCCUCCAUGCCUGUGGAUGGAUCACUGGAGAAGCUCUCUGCCAUCAACACCAGGGUCACUUUUGCUACUGAUUACUUAUGGAAGUGUUAGUGCUUCCAUUAGGUUUUAUAUAUAUUUUUUUUUUCUUGGUAGAGCUUUAAAAACCAAUGGCCUUGCUGGUAUUUUAAAAGUAUCUAAGCAGAGAGAGAGCAGCAGUCUUUCUGCCAGCUGAAUUUCACUCUCAAUUGCAAAGCCUAAGGCACGUGCUUGAUUUUGUUUGAUAUUUGCCAUAUAAUUUAUUUUUAUAAUACACUUUGUAAAGUAGCUGUGCCAAAGUUGCAAUUCCUGUUGCUUAUGACACAUUUAUUUGUAGAAUACACUGUCAAAUUUGCAAUUUGAUAUUUUGUAAUAGUAUGUGAAGAAAGAAAAAUGUAACUUCAGCAAUGUUUUCUGUUUAAAUGGAAAAGUAUUCAGUAUAUUUUUUUUUGCCACCAUGAGAUUCUGUGAGACUAAAUACUCUGAAGACUGCUGUAUGGAAUUUGUUGCAGAAUAUUUCUUACACUGUGUGAUGGUUUGGCAUAAAAUUAAGUAUUAAAGUCCAAUGCCUUGAAAUACAACCAAAUUUACUCAUUUUAAACUAUGUAAGUCAGUUUUUAAAGCUGUGAUUUUUUUUCUAUAUAAAGUAUGUUUUUACUUCUGCCU